Cottoperca gobio is the source of this 2202-nucleotide messenger RNA. Its product is annotated as cytochrome P450 3A40-like. Gene Ontology annotation, molecular function: heme binding; oxidoreductase activity, acting on paired donors, with incorporation or reduction of molecular oxygen, reduced flavin or flavoprotein as one donor, and incorporation of one atom of oxygen; iron ion binding. The coding region runs from base 45 to 1571 and encodes 508 amino acids. NCBI's taxonomy places the organism in Eukaryota, Metazoa, Chordata, Actinopteri, Perciformes, Bovichtidae. The record is from RefSeq and is a predicted model, not a curated record. The transcript is spliced from 13 exons.
UUGAGAAGUGACUGCAGUCGACAGAAGUGUGCAAAGGAGCAACGAUGGGCUUUUUCCCGGAGUUUUCCAUCGAGACCUGGACUUUAAUAGUCUUUCUCCUUACUAUAAUCGCAGUAUAUGGAUAUGCUCCAUAUGGCUUUUUCAAGAAAAUAGGCAUCCAUGGACCCAGUCCUAUGCCAUUUAUUGGGACGUUUUUGGAGUACAGAAAGGGCAUCCACAAUUUUGACACAGAAUGCUAUCAGAAAUAUGGAAAGAUGUGGGGGUUGUAUGAUGGCAGGCAGCCUGUACUUGCUAUAAUGGACACCGCUAUGAUCAAAACAGUCUUGGUUAAAGAGUGCUAUUCUGUCUUCAUCAAUCGACGUGAUUUAGGCCUAAAUGGACCCUUACACGAUGCUGUAUCGGUUGUUGAAGAUGAUGAAUGGAAGAGGAUCCGCAGUAUACUCUCUCCAUCAUUCACCAGCGGACGCCUGAAAGAGAUGUACACGAUAAUGUUGCAGCACUCAAGUAAUCUGUUGAAGAGUCUUCACAAGAAAGUAGAGGCGGAUGAAGUGAUGGAUGUUAAAGAUGUAUUUGGACCUUACAGUAUGGAUGUGGUGACCAGCACUGCCUUCAGUGUGGACAUUGAUUCCAUCAACCAUCCCUCUGAUCCCUUUGUAUCAAACAUUAAAAGAAUGGUCAAGUUCAACUUCCUGAAUCCUUUGCUUGUGCUUGUGGUUCUGUUUCCAUUCUUGAAGGGAAUUUUUGAUAAGAUGGAUGUGUCACUCUUCCCUGCUGAAGUGAUGACUUUCUUCUAUAGUUUUCUCGAGACGAUCAAAUCAGACCGGCAAAAGAAUGAACAUAAGACUCGAGUGGAUUUCAUGCAGUUGAUGGUGGACUCUCAGGGUUCAAAAAACAAAGACGAUACAAAAUCCAACAAAGGCCUUAGUGACCAUGAGAUCUUGUCUCAGGCCAUGAUUUUCAUUUUUGCUGGCUAUGAAACCAGUAGCAGCACCCUGGGAUUUGUGGCCUACAACCUGGCAACCCACCCUCACAUCCAAAAGACCCUGCAAAAGGAGAUUGAUGAAACCUUCCCAGAAAAGGAUCGGCCAAGCUAUGAAGCCGUGAUGCAGAUGGAAUACCUGGACAUGGUGAUAAAUGAGACGAUGAGGCUGUAUCCUAUUGCUAAUCGAUUAGAGAGAGUUUCUAAGUCUUCUGUGGACAUUAACGGUGUGACCAUCCCCAAAGGAACUGUCGUCAUGGUACCAAUUUACACUCUCCACCGUGACCCCGCUUUGUGGUCUGAGCCUGAUGCCUUCAAACCUGAAAGGUUUAGCAAGAAGAACAAAGACAACAUAGAUCCGUAUGCCUUCCUACCCUUUGGAGCAGGGCCAAGGAAUUGUAUUGGCAUGAGAUUUGCUCUCUUGAUGAUGAAGUUGGUCAUGGUAGAGAUCCUUCAGAACUUGAGCUUUGUGACGUGCAAGGAGACAGAUAUUCCAAUGGAGCUGGGAAAUGAUGGAUUUACGGCACCCAAGAAUCCCAUCAAACUGAAGCUGGAGCCCAGAGCAACCGUUGACGAUCCUCCUUCAAACUAACUCUGAUUAUCUGUAACGGAUAAAACCAAACCAAGCUACAGCAUAACAGUUCAAUUUCAAACUAAUUAAGGGGCACCAUUUAUUGAAAGAACAUCAUGCAAAACUUGGAUCCAAAAGCUUGGUUCUACUAAACAAACCAGUGGUGAUGUUUUUGUCAUUUUGAUUUACUGAUAUAGUUUAGUUUUUUCUCUAUGUAUUUUUACUGACUACAUGAUUUAAUCUCUUUGAUAUCUUGAAUAUAAAAGAAUAACAAUUUGUGACAUACCCAUAAAAGUUCUAAAGUAUGCCACUUCGCUGGUGCUACAGAAUUACAUUGCAAUGUGUUAUCACUGUGUGCAUAUCCCUCUUAGGGUUUUAAAACCGUAAACGGUUAUUCAUUUUUUUGUUUUGUCUGUGUUUCAAAUGCCCAUUUCCUGGAAGACAUUUUGACACAGCCAGAAAAGCUCAAGUGCAAAGUAAUGAUGCAAUUCCAUUUAGCUGCUUCAGUUUCAUCCUUUAUUUUGUUUCUGUUCUUCUUACAACACAGUGCUGCCUUUGUCUGAAAAAAUGAAAGCACUUGGCAUCCACUGUAACAGCAUUCAGAAUUCAGAUAUUUGACCUGACCAGAAUAAAAUGAUUAUUAUUCAGUCAA